AAACAGAGAAAACAACAAAAUUUCCAUUCGUGGCCACUUCACCCUAAACGGGCCACCAACUAUUUGCUUAAUACACAUUUUAAACUGGUCAUCAGUAGAAUAAUCUGCAAUAAUUGAACGUUCUUCUAACUAAUAACAUGUCAGAAAUGCUUAUUAUUCAUUUCAAGUCCCCUAAACCCUACUAUUAUUAUUAGAGCAAUACUGGUAUAUCAUUGUUGCAGUUUUUUAGCAUAAAUAUUUAACAAAAGUGUAGUAUAAUGGUCAAAGAUGGCAAUAUCAUGAGUAAAACCGAGAAUAAUACAGAUUCUGUGAUCAAGCACAAACAGAUAAGUGAUGUGAAAACGAAACAAGAUGACCAACAGUCUGAUAUAUUAGUUAAUGGUAGUGUUUUAACAAAUAAUGAUGAUGAAAAUGAAUUUAAAGCAAAUACAUUUAAAGAAGAGAUACACAAAAUAGGAAAUGUUGAUAAAACACCGGUUCAAAUGAUGACCUUGGGAAGUAAUAACAAUGUAUUUAUGACUUCACAAAAGUUGCAAGAACAACCGUUAUAUACUUUAAAAAAGUUACCCAAAUAUUUGAAAGACACAUUGGAAGAAUCUCUUUCAAAGAUUUCUAUUGUAGAAGAUGAAGAUGAAAAAAUUAUUAAUUUCAUAGACUAUGAGACAGAAGAACAUUUGCCAGAUCUAACUGCUCUCAUAACGAAAGAUCUCUCUGAACCUUAUUCUAUAUACACAUACAGAUAUUUUUUACAUAAUUGGCCACAGCUCUCUUUUUUGGCUUAUUGCAAAAAAGAGUGUGUUGGCGCUAUUGUUUGUAAAUUAGAUCAGCAUAGGAAAAACAUUUGGAGAGGUUACAUAGCUAUGUUGGUUGUUAGAAAAGACUUCAGAAGAUAUAAAAUAGGUUCAAAAUUAGUUCAGAAGGCUAUUCGUCGUAUGAUAGAACAAGGCUGUGAUGAGGUUGUCCUGGAGACAGAAGUUACCAAUAGGGCGGCGUUAAAUUUAUAUGAAAAUUUGGGUUUUGUAAGAGACAAAAGAUUGCUUAGAUAUUAUUUAAAUGGUGUGGACGCUUGGAGGUUAAAACUGUGGCUUGUUUGAGAUUCUUUUAUCCGUUAUGCCAAGUUUGCUUAACACACCCGCUUUCAUCCUGUUUUCAUCCCGCUUUCAUCCUGUUUUCAUCCCGUUUUCAUGUCUCACAAACUGCAUUAUUUAAUUCUCACUGUUUAAUGUUAGUGUAUUUUAAAUGUUCUAAAUAAUUUCAAGUUUAUAUUUGCGCCAUGAAAUUUUUACAUAAUAUCUGCUUUUUUUUCUAGCUUCUUCCUUUUCGAGUAUUAGCUUACAUCAAUGAAAUAAUUUAGAUUUUAGAUGAUCAAAAAAUUUAUAGGGACAAAUUUUCCUAAAAAUAGUUUCUUUUACCAGGAGUAUUAUUGAUUAAUUAUUUUGACAUGUUUUAUAUAUAUACAUAUGUAUAUUUCUAUUUCUGGAGUAUAUAUAUUAUUGUUUUCAA
This is a messenger RNA of Hydractinia symbiolongicarpus, 1503 nucleotides long. Its product is annotated as N-alpha-acetyltransferase 30-like. Lineage: Eukaryota; Metazoa; Cnidaria; Hydrozoa; Anthoathecata; Hydractiniidae. Gene Ontology annotation, biological process: N-terminal peptidyl-methionine acetylation. The transcript is spliced from 4 exons. Gene Ontology annotation, molecular function: protein-N-terminal amino-acid acetyltransferase activity. The coding region runs from base 258 to 1094 and encodes 278 amino acids. Gene Ontology annotation, cellular component: NatC complex. The record is from RefSeq and is a predicted model, not a curated record.